AUGUCACUUGUAGUGAAAUCGCGCUCCAAAAGUUUGAAAGAUACUACAGUGGAAUUAGAUGGUAGUGACAAGCCUAGUUUAGGUAGCAUCCUGAAGAAGGUUUCCGAGAAUAACGGCAAAAUAAAUCCUAACAGGUUACGAUUAACGUACUUGAAGGAGUCCAAACAGAUUCCAAUCAAUAGUGAUACCUUCUUUGAAGACGGUUUAAAUGUGGGCGGCGCACAAUUGUUUGCGAAAGACUUGGGUCCUCAAAUAUCCUGGAGACUCGUUUUUUUGGUGGAAUACCUUGGCCCAAUUUUAAUUCAUAGUUUGUUGUAUUAUUUGUCACAGCAGCCCUAUUAUUUGGAAAAGUUUCACUGUAAAUCUGUCCGGUACAACCCACUUCUAAACAGAUGUGUGUACAGUUUGGUGAUGAUCCAUUACAUCAAAAGAGAAUUUGAGACCUUGUUUAUUCAUCAGUUUUCUCAAUCUACCAUGCCAUUAUUCAAUAUUUUCAAAAAUUCCUUCCAUUACUGGGUAUUGAAUGGUGCGAUCGCAUUAGGAUAUUUCGGUUGGGGAUUUGUCAUUAGCGACUCCAAGCUUUUCAGCUUUUACAGCAGUAUACAUUUGGCAAGCUUAAGGACUUUGAUAGCUUUAUUCCUAUUGAGUGAGUGUUGGAACUUCUAUGUCCAUUUGAAAUUGCGUUUGUGGGGAGAUGCUCAAAAAGCAAAAGGAAUAACAACCCGUGUUCCAAUCGAUAGUGGGCUAUUCAAAAUAUUUGUGGCUCCAAACUACACUUUUGAAGUGUUUGCAUGGAUCAGUUUUGCCAUGAUUUUUAAGCUCAAUGCUUUUUCACUUAUUUUUGUAACUGUUUCAUCCAUUCAAAUGUAUUCAUGGGCUCAAAAAAAGAACAGAAAAUAUGGAACAAAGAGGGCCUUUUUGAUUCCAUUUAUCUUUUAA
This is a messenger RNA of Zygotorulaspora mrakii, 939 nucleotides long. RefSeq names its product trans-2-enoyl-CoA reductase (NADPH) TSC13 (gene TSC13). The coding region runs from base 1 to 939 and encodes 312 amino acids. Gene Ontology annotation, biological process: very long-chain fatty acid biosynthetic process. Gene Ontology annotation, molecular function: oxidoreductase activity, acting on the CH-CH group of donors. The record is from RefSeq and is a predicted model, not a curated record. The transcript has a single exon. Lineage: Eukaryota; Fungi; Ascomycota; Saccharomycetes; Saccharomycetales; Saccharomycetaceae.